UUUCGUUUUGACAAUUUUUUAGUGAAAUAAAUUGUGAAUUUUUACUUCUAUUUUAUUAUUUGUUAUUCUUUUGCAAAUCCUAAAAUCAAGUUAGAAUCCUAGGGCUUGAAUCAAGCCUCCCUGCGCGAACCUAGCUCGUAAAUUCCAAUGGCGUGAGCUGCUCCAUCGACCAAAAUUCAUGGGCUCGUUGCAGAAACGCACGAAGGUUCUUGAGGAUGCAGAAGAUAGGAUCAGCAAACUCUCAGACUCCAUUCUCUGUCACAUCCUCUCUUUUCUGCCCACCAAAGAUGCUGGCAGAACCAGCAUUCUAUCCACCCGUUGGAAGUACCUCUUCUUCUCCAGCCCAACUCUCGACUUCGACGAUUCUUUGCGCUUAUACCUAGGUAAGUGCAAUUUAAACUCUCGUCGCAAUUUCGUGAACUUCGUGUACAGAGUGUUGCUUCUGCGUAGUUCAUUGCAUUUGAAUCGAUUUCGUCUAAAAUGCCGAGUGAAACACAAUGACCCACAUGUUAAGACGUGGAUAUCUGCCGCUGUAUGCCGUAAUGUUCAAGAACUUGAGCUUAAGCUUGAUAUAUCGCAUGAUUUGACAGAAGACGGGAACUCGGGUUUGCUGCCUAACGAUCUCCUUAAUUGUCGAGCGCUAGUUGUUCUAAAACUGGAUGUGAAUGGUGACCUCAAUGUUCCUAGUGAUGUUUCUUUUCCGAGUCUGAAGAUCCUUCAUCUCCAAUCUCUUUUUAUUGAUUAUGACUCUUAUAAGAGGAUCUUAUCCGGCUGUCCUGUGCUGGAAGAUUUACUGACAUAUGACUGUAUGUUUGUCCAGAAGGUACAAGCCUUUGAUAUUUCAAUUCCUACACUUAAAAGGCUUACAUUGGGGUUGCAAUACUUGUCAACUAGAGGUAAUUUUUAUGAGAGUGAAGUUGUGAUUGAUGCUCCGUGUCUUCAAUACUUCCGAUACUCGGGCAAUGCGGCAAAAAACUAUACUCUGAAGGGGCUAACCUCUCUGGCUGAAGCUCACAUAUGCAUCGUGCUGAGUGCUUGCCAAGAUAGGUUAUCUUACGGUUCGCCCUUAAGUGAUCUUUUCAAAGCAAUCUCCAUGGUGGAGUCUCUUCAUUUAUCUGGAUGUUCUGUGCGGGUUGUCAAAGACACUCAAUGCUGGCUCCCCACAUUUCCUAACUUGACCCGUUUGGAGCUUGAUUCUGACCAUGAUACUGGGUUGGUGCUGCUGCCGCAGUUACUUUACAGUUCACCUAAACUUGAAGCGCUAGUCAUUGGGGAGGGUUUUGUAGAUGUCAAAGAAAGUUUGAUUAAUUUCCCAGAUUCUUCGUCUGGCUGUCUAUCACAUCUCAAAGAAGUUGAACUAAAGGAAUUCAAUGGGAAGGAAGAUGAACUACAACUGGUAGAGUAUUUAUUAGAGAGUGCUGAGGUUUUAGAGAAGAUGACAAUUAGUUAUUUUGGUCUAGAGCAAUUUGAGAUGGACCUGCAUAUCGGCAAAAAAUUAUUGACAUUUCCAAGGCAUUCAAAGGCAUGUCGCAUCUUCCUCAAUGUAGACCUAAAAGAUGAAACAAAUUUUCUAAACCAUUUUUGGUACAUGCCUGAACCUGUGUAAAAGAAGAUACAUAACUAGUACAAUGAAGCAAAUGAGAAGAAACUGCUACAAUUCUACAGGACUUUUUGUAUUGGGAGGUAUCUUUUCAUUUUCUUUUUCUUCCUGGUUUUAAUGGAUUUGUCUUUGUUGUAAGCAUAUAGCUUUCUUUAUGCUACAUAAUUUAUGUGUUGUUACACUUCAAUUUGUCUUUUCUUGAAAAAAAUUGUGUAUGAAUUCUAGAGUUCUAUUAAGGGACAGUGCAAGGAAAUGCUUAGGAAUGACAGCAAAA
Malania oleifera is the source of this 1874-nucleotide messenger RNA. RefSeq names its product F-box protein At4g22280-like. Gene Ontology annotation, molecular function: protein binding. The record is from RefSeq and is a predicted model, not a curated record. The transcript has 3 exons. NCBI's taxonomy places the organism in Eukaryota, Viridiplantae, Streptophyta, Magnoliopsida, Santalales, Ximeniaceae. Bases 179 to 1606 code for a protein of 475 amino acids.